UGGAGAUGAGAAGGUGGGUACAAGCUGAAUAGGCUAAAUGUUAGAACACACGCAGUGUUUACUAUUUGGCACGGCAAUUAAAUUAUGUUGUAAUUAUUCAAAUCUAUUUAUAAUAGGUAGUGCGAAAAACACAGAAUAUGAGUGUUUCAUCCGGCUUUUCGAAUUACUGCCACAUAGCGUGGUCUUCUGCUGUCCUCCACUCCGACCCCGCCUCCCUCUGCACCCUGGGCAGAGCUUCAGUAGGAUUCCAAAUGGUAAAAUGGCUGAGAAGCAGAAACACGAAGGCAGGGUUAAAAUAGGACAUUACAUCCUUGGAGACACACUUGGAGUCGGCACCUUCGGAAAAGUUAAGAUUGGGGAGCACCAGCUCACAGGACACAAGGUCGCUGUGAAGAUCCUAAAUCGGCAGAAAAUCCGCAGCCUCGAUGUGGUGGGUAAAAUCAAGCGGGAAAUCCAGAACCUCAAGCUGUUUCGCCAUCCUCACAUCAUUAAACUAUACCAGGUGAUCAGCACCCCGACAGAUUUCUUCAUGGUGAUGGAGUAUGUUUCUGGAGGGGAGCUCUUUGAUUAUAUCUGUAAGCAUGGAAGGGUGGAGGAUGCAGAGGCCAGGCGUCUCUUCCAGCAGAUCAUCUCUGCAGUCGAUUACUGCCACAGACACAUGGUCGUCCACCGCGACCUGAAACCAGAGAACGUCCUGCUUGACGGCAGCAUGAACGCCAAGAUUGCUGACUUUGGGCUGUCCAACAUGAUGUCUGACGGGGAGUUCCUGAGGACAAGCUGUGGAUCUCCCAACUAUGCUGCCCCUGAGGUCAUCUCUGGGAGGCUCUACGCGGGUCCCGAGGUGGACAUUUGGAGCUGUGGGGUCAUCCUGUACGCCCUGCUGUGCGGGACCUUGCCCUUCGAUGACGAGCACGUGCCCACGCUGUUCAAGAAGAUCCGCGGGGGCGUGUUCUACAUCCCGGAGUACCUGAACCGCUCGGUGGCUAGCCUGCUAAUGCUCAUGCUGCAGGUGGACCCCCUGAAGCGGGCCACAAUCAAAGACAUCAGAGAGCACGAAUGGUUCAAGCAGGACCUCCCUGGCUACCUGUUUCCCGAGGACCCCUCAUACGAUGCUAACGUGAUUGACGAAGAGGCUGUGCGGGAGGUGUGCGAGAAGUUUGAGAGCACCGAGUCGGAGGUGAUGAGCAGCCUGUACAGCGGAGACCCCCAGGACCAGCUGGCCGUGGCGUACCACCUCAUCAUCGACAACCGCCGCAUCAUGAACCAGGCCAGCGAGUUCUACCUGGCCUCCAGCCCGCCCACGGGCUCCUUCAUGGAGGAGGGCAUGCUGCUGCCCCCGGGGGUCAAGCCCCACCCCGAGCGCAUGCCCCCGCUCCUGGCCGACAGCCCCAAGUCGCGCUGCCCCCUCGAUGCCCUCAACACCACCAAGCCCAAGCCGCUGGCUGUCAAGAAGGCCAAGUGGCACCUGGGCAUCCGCAGCCAGAGCAAACCUUACGACAUCAUGGCCGAGGUGUACCGUGCCAUGAAGCAGCUGGAGUAUGACUGGAAGGUGGUGAACCCCUACCACCUGCGGGUGAGGAGGAAGAAUCCUGUCACGGGGAACUUUGUGAAGAUGAGCCUGCAGCUCUACCAGGUGGACAAUCGCAGUUACCUCCUGGACUUCAAGAGCAUCGAUGAUGACAUCGUGGAGCUGAAGUCGGGCUCCUCCACGCCCCAGCGCUCGGGCUCGGCCGCCGGGCUCCACCGGCCGCGGCUGAGCAUCGACUCGGCGUCGGCCUCGAUGUCGGUGGAGACGCCCCAGCUCAGCAGCUCCCUGCCGGGCUCCCUGACUGGCAGCGCCCCCUUGCUCACGCCGCGCCAGGGAAGCCACACCAUGGACUUCUUCGAGAUGUGCGCCAGCCUCAUCACCACGCUGGCGCGCUGAGUCACGCUGCCCGCGUGAAUCGCACGGCGGGGUGGGGCGGGCACACCCCCGGCCACGCCCUCACGUGUAAGUCCUGCCCGCUGUAUAUGACCCCACUCCUGUCCCUUACCCUUAAUCUCCUAAUCACUGUUAAAAUGCCAUCACUAUAGCACAGCUGAUUUCCCUAGGAAGUUUCAGAAUUUGUUGAUUAUUUUCUUUUGUUUUAUAUAUAUUUUUAAAAGAAAUUGCAGCUGCAGAUGAUAUAUAAUACAUUGUACACAUGUAUACAUGUAUGAUAUAUUUAUAUUAUCUCUUAGUUUUGACAGCAAGUUGCUGUGUGAAUAAUUGAAAGGGCAUACCAAAAAUGGUGUAUACAUAAGAGAAGAUUCUAAUGAUUUAGAGAUGUCAGAUUUUUAUUUAUUUUUUGAUGAUUGUUUGAUAUGUUCUAGUUUAAUUAAGUACUGUCCUGAGAUUUCAGGUUAUUACCCUGCUACACCGUGACCUGAAUUUAAAGCUGGUACAUGCGCAGUAGUUGUUGGAACAAGCAGGCUAGCAAUGAGGCAAUAUUGGCAGGCUGAAUUCAGCAGAUAUUCAAACAUCAUUUCUGGACUUGUAACACAUCACACUCAAGUUUGCAUAAUUCUGGGAUGCGGAUUUGUGGCUUUUGCCACCACAACCUCACAGGUAUUAUCCUGAGCCUCGGUUGUGGUGUUUAUUCACGUAAGUGGUCUGAGGUCAGUGCUUUGGAUUUGCUUAGGAGUCCUCCUGUCUGUGAGUUAUUAAGACUCCAAAGAUUGAUAUGAUUUAUCCAAAAUUAAAUCUGUAUUCUAAAGAAUAAAUGGGGGAUUAACUUGAUUUUUUAAGAUUGCUACCCAAGCAUGAAAACAAUUGGAAAACACAAUGACUCAUUGGUCCAGUGGGCAGAUUUACACUUGAUUAGUGAUCAAAUGGUCAGUCAUACACUGUAAUACUGUAUAUUAAAGUAGCGCUGUACUAAAUUGACCGCAAAUGACAAUUGAGUGGCAUUAAAUAAAAGGGAAUAGUUCAGGUUUGUUUUCUGGAAGAAAAAAAAAGUUGUGCUUUGAAAUAGGUCAAAGUAAGUUGAAUUUAGCCAUCUAAUGAUUUAUGAUUGGUGGUUGGGAUGGACAAACAGGAAACAAAAGGCUGGAGAUUUCAGCCAAAACGAGGACAGCUAGUGAACGAGAGUACCGCUCUACUUACUCUUAAAUUCCAGACCCCAGCCCUGGUUCAUCUGAGGAACGGGGAGGCUUCAGUACUCCCCGUUCUCCAUGUGCUGGCUUAAUCGACCCAGCAGUUGCCGUCGGUAAUUGGACGCCGUAGCCAGUGGAAUAUAACGGAAAUGCAGCGAGGGCGAAUGUCUCUGCUGGACUGUGAAGGCCGUGGAUUUCACUCUGUGUCCUUGGCUGGACAAGGAAAGCACAGUAAUUAGUCUGUGUCCUUCUCCGGAAAACGGGUAGUGCUGAGAACCUCUACGAGAGAGGGUAGCCGUCUACCUGGAUACGUACGACAACUGCUCUUUAACAAACUAACAAACUCCCCCUUUGGAUUGGCCUGUAUCUAAAAGUAGGCAAAGUGAGCAGAAAGGAAUGAUUUAACAUUUACUUGGUACUGUUUUCCUGUGGUAGUCAGCUUUUUUAAAAGCUGCAAAACUGAUUUGAUCAGUUCACCCAAGGGGGAAAAAAAACCUGGUUGGUUGUUCCCAGAAGUUGUGUGGUGAUUUGAGGUGAUUGGUGUUUGCUGAAGUCCUGCCUGAGAUCAAAGCCAGGGAAAAUAAUUUAAAGCCACUGAAAACUUCCUCCAGUUGCCUUAAAUACACUGUACUGUUUUCUUUCUUUUUUUUGAUUAUGUCUGUAUUGCAUAUUUAUGUCGAUAGAAAUAUUUAUUAGUGCUGAACACCUUAUUUAACCUCACUUCUCAGAAGUUACUGUGAAUCAGUGAAGAUCAUGAGGCGGGUAGGUAGUGACACUUUGGGAAGGCUUAUCUGUGCUAAGAAACAUUUGUGCCAAUAGAAAAGACAGAAAAGCAGUGGAGACUGUAUUGGUCAUGCUGAGUGGCCUUUCAAUCUCCAUAGAUACUGCAGGAGUCACUCCAGCCAAUCAAGGCUUCAAGGUUGAAAUGUACCACCAAUGAAAAUGAGUGUUAAGGGGGAGGAUGGGUUUCAGCUACUGCAGUCACUUUAGCAAUAGUGAUGAUCAGUUUGAAGAUUGAAAAGCCAGCAUGUACGAUAUAUUAGCUGAAUUUUCAUCUCCCUCACCUGCUGUUUCUGAUAAAUAUGUUUAUACUGAAGCAGCAGCAGAAUAUAGACACUGUAACUUUUUCAUCAACAUUUCACUUCUUAGGUCUUCCUGAAAUUCUCUGCCUACCUUUCAUAUAUUGUCCUGAGUGAGGAGUCAUUCUUCUGAAUGCAUGAGGUUGUGUUACUGUGUUUCGUACCAUGUUGAUUUGUAAUGGCACAAUAAGCUGAAGUAUUGCUGUAUCGUUUAUACAUGAAUGUAAAAACACGAGGACUUGAAAAUAUGUUAAAAAGCAUUUAAUUAAGAAUACACAAUGUAUGCUGUUAAAUUCACAGAGUUAUCAUUGCGUUAGCAUUGUCAGCGAGCG
Molecule: messenger RNA, 4525 nt
Organism: Anguilla anguilla (European eel)
Lineage: Eukaryota; Metazoa; Chordata; Actinopteri; Anguilliformes; Anguillidae
Gene: prkaa2
Product: protein kinase, AMP-activated, alpha 2 catalytic subunit
Exons: 9
Coding region: 38-1924 (628 amino acids)
Biological process (GO): protein phosphorylation; intracellular signal transduction
Cellular component (GO): cytoplasm
Molecular function (GO): protein serine/threonine kinase activity; ATP binding
Source: RefSeq, a predicted model, not a curated record